AGCGACAUGGCGGCGGCGGCGGCGGCGGUGGCGGCGGCGGCGGCGCUGGGCGCGCUGCUGAUGGCACCGGGGCUCACGCAGCCGCACGGCGAGGCCCGGCCGGCGGGAAGCGGGCCCGGGCCCCGCGGCGGGGCGGGGGCGGGGGAGCGGCCCUCCCCGCCGGGGCGGAUGGACCAGGCCCUGCUGCUCGUCCGCAACGAGCUGCCCGCGCAGGGCCUCCGCCUCGCCGCCCUCUCCGGCUCCUGCCACCAGUGCUUGUAUCAGCUCCUGGCCUUCGUCCCACCAAGCAACGAGAGCCUAAGCAAACCGGGCACAGCAGUGGUAAUGGUUGAUACCCAACAUCCGCUCACGCUGCGGCUCAACAGCUCUGUGGAUGACAGAGAGCUCUGCAAGAUUCAGUAUCAUUUUGGAGAGUUUGGCAAUUACUCCCUUGUGGUAAAGACCCUAAGUACAAGCACCAAAACUGUUUCUUGUGACCUAGUCAUCAAUGAAGGCCCUAUCAACAGCUACCUCCCUAUUCUCUUUGCUCUCCUGGUUUACAUGGGGAUCCUUGCUAUCCUGAUUGUCUGGCACCUUUUUAUGAAAAUUGAUCCAGUCAGAAACUGGGUUUACAAGAAACUGAACCCCAGAGAAACUGAUCGCCUGAUUAAUUCUGAGCUGGGGUCCCCGAACACAGCAGACUCUGUUAGCAGUGAUCCUACCCCACGUUUGUGGAGCACAGCCUCUCGGCAGCGGCUGCGUUCCCUGGACACAUUCCGAGGGCUCUCUCUUAUAAUUAUGGUGUUUGUUAACUACGGAGGAGGAAAAUACUGGUUCUUCAAACAUGAGAGUUGGAACGGAUUAACAGUGGCAGAUCUGGUGUUUCCAUGGUUUGUGUUCAUCAUGGGGACUUCAAUAUCGUUGUCAGUCAGCUCCAUGCUGAGGUGGGGAAGUUCCAAGCGGAAGGUGCUCAGGAAAAUCCUCUGGAGGACUUUUCUGCUAAUACUGCUGGGAAUCAUAGUCGUGAAUCCCAAUUACUGCCUUGGACCAUUGUCGUGGGACAAUCUGCGUAUUCCCGGGGUGCUCCAGAGGCUGGGAUUCACAUACCUGGUGGUUGCUGCUCUCGAACUCCUGUUUGCAAGAGCUGGGGCUGAGAGUGAGACCUUGGAGAUGCCAUGUCCUGCUCUGCAGGAUAUUCUCCCCUACUGGCCACAGUGGAUUUUCAUUCUGAUGUUAGAAGUGAUUUGGCUCUGCCUGACCUUUUUGCUACCAGUGCCAGGUUGUCCCAGGGGUUAUCUUGGUCCUGGGGGCAUUGGAGACUUUGGAAACUAUCCCAACUGCACUGGAGGAGCAGCUGGUUACAUCGAUCGUUUGCUUCUUGGAGAAAAGCACAUGUAUCAGCAUCCCUCUUCAAGUGUGGUUUACCAAACAACGAUGCCGUAUGAUCCUGAAGGGAUCCUGGGGACCAUAAAUACCAUUUUUAUGGCAUUUCUGGGACUGCAGGCAGGAAAAAUUAUCUUGCUCUACAGAGACCAGCACAAACAAAUUAUGAGUCGGUUUGUCAUGUGGAGCAUAGUAAUGGGAAUUAUUUCUGCUAUCUUGACAAAAUGUUCUAAAGAAGAAGGGUUUAUUCCCAUAAACAAGAACUUAUGGUCAAUAUCGUAUGUGACAACCAUGAGCUGCUUUGCCUUCAUCCUCUUAUUGCUCAUAUAUUACCUUGUGGAUGUCAAGAGACUGUGGUCGGGUGCUCCAUUUUUCUACCCAGGAAUGAACUCAAUCCUGGUCUACAUUGGACACGAAGUGUUUGAAAACUAUUUCCCUUUUAAGUGGAAGAUGCAAGACAGUCAAUCCCACGCAGAGCAUCUGACUCAAAACCUCACCGCGACAACUCUUUGGGUCAUAAUAUCCUAUUUACUUUACAGGAGAAGAAUAUUCUGGAAAAUCUAACAGACAUGGUCAAAGUGUAAUGGGCCUAGAUUCUGAUGGGGCAAGUGCAUAUAAGGCGGAGUAGCCUCAAAUACUGCCACUCAUGCUAGGCUGUAUGACUAAAAAGGGAUACUAGUUCAAGUUUACAAUGCCAUGGAAGCUGUCAUCAAGACUUUUAUGUGAUUUAAGGGACAGUGUUUUCCUAUUUAGCAAAUACUUAGGCUGCUGCAGUUGCUCUCUUUCUGUUUUCUGUAUUUUGUAAAUAUUUUACUGAUCUCCCUCCUUCAUAUAGAGAAACUGAACAUAUUGCAACAGCUGGGCAGUCAAAGACAGCCUGAUGGUGCUUAUGAAAGGAACUGCAAGGGAUCUGGGUGGCGAUUGCAAGGGGUUAUUAUCAGGAUGGGACUGUGGGAAUGGCUGUUGCAUCUGACAAGGUACCCCCUUACUCACCCGGCCUGGGUUUGUGCACACCCCUGGCACCUGCCCCAUGCCUGCACCACCCUGGCUCCUGGCACACAUUUUUUUGACUUGGGAGCACCAGCAGCAUCCUCAGCCCUGCACUUGGGUGGGCAGUGCAGUGACUGAGAAAGCCCAGGGCCACCUCUUUGUGACAGCAUGCUGCAGAAAGUGGUGACUCAACUGGUCAUUCUUCAUUGUGUUCUUCCAAUUUGCUCUUGGAUCAAAACCUUAGGUUUAGGAUCCUGCUGCCAAAGAUCUCUUCUAUUGGCUUAUUAAUCAGCAGCCUGUUGGUGCAUGUUCUGGGCCUUUGUGUUGCACACCUUUAGCACUGAUGAGGCCUGAGUUUCAUGUGCUACACUCUAAGAGUGCAGACUUUGUAUAAUCACUUGGAUAUGACCAAAGUCGGGUCAAACCAAUCCUCUUUAUAAAUGGAUUUAGGUAAGGGCCCUGAAUCUGAAAACCAGCAAAACAAAUAGAAUUCAGCCAAAAAAGGAAGAGAUAGCAGACCAGUUCAAUGUAAGAUAAGUUUCUAGAAACUCCAGAAAUUCACUCAUGCUGUGAUUUCCAAACUAGCACUAAUAAAAAAAAAAACCUGAAAUA
Messenger RNA from Tyto alba (common barn owl), 2964 nucleotides. RefSeq names its product heparan-alpha-glucosaminide N-acetyltransferase (gene HGSNAT). Gene Ontology annotation, cellular component: lysosomal membrane. The coding region runs from base 7 to 1926 and encodes 639 amino acids. Gene Ontology annotation, biological process: lysosomal transport. The transcript is spliced from 17 exons. The record is from RefSeq and is a predicted model, not a curated record. NCBI's taxonomy places the organism in Eukaryota, Metazoa, Chordata, Aves, Strigiformes, Tytonidae.